AUGGCGCCGACCCAGUCGCUGCCCCCGGCCCCUGCGGGCGCAGCCGACGCGUCUGGCGACACGGCGAGACCCCUUCAAAAACGCGUCCUAGACCUCAACCGCGAGGCGGCGAGCUUGCUGGAACAGCACAGCCCGGGCACCUCGAAGCCUCACGGCCAGGACGGAGAACCCCCUGCGGACGUUCGCCAGAGCCGUGCGGGGGGCCCUUCGCCCUGCCACUAUCAGUCGAACCACAACUCCGCGAGCAGCGCCCCGGCAUGUCCGGCCGAUCUCAACCGCGACCGCGCCCUCACCGUGAAGGUAAGUAAUCCCGCCAUGGCCCGGAACCUGCGCCAGCUCACGAACGAGGACCUAGUCAAGCGCGCUGAGGAACACCGCUGGCUAGCGGCUAUCACGGCCGUCCGACCGACCCUGGCCUCUAUCCAGUUCAUCGCGGCGAAAAUUCUAUGGUCAGGUGACCUGCGGCUCUUCCUCCGCAACGCCAAGAAAGCGGAGAUCGCGCGGACACACCGGGACGCCUGGAUUAAGGGAUUCGGCACCGCCGCACGGGUCGCCCUCGCCUCGUGGGGGGUGGUCGCCACCGACAUGCCCAGCCAGGCCCUGGGCCCAUUAACCGAGGAAGCGGACCGCAAGCGGAUCGCGCAAGAACUCGUCUCGGAAACCGCCCUGUACGACCGGGCGUCUCGCAUUGUACACUGCAACAACUACCACCGAUACGGCCACAUAGAAAACAUCUGUCCGAACGAAACCGUCUAUGGCGCGUGCGCCGGCAAGCACUCGACUACUGCUUGCCGCGACCGUGACACCCCCAGGCUUCCUGGCACAAAAAGUGAGGCAUAUAUCCAGGAGCGAGAGAAGGCUCGGGGGCGCGCGCUGCACCGGCCGCGCUUCCACCAUACACCUGCCUACCUGCAGGACCCGGACGUGGGUAGCGCCACGGGGUCAGCCGCACACCACAUAGGCCCCAGCAGCGGGGAGCCAACGGAGACAGAGAGUGAGGACGCUGGGGGAUCGUCCAAGGGUGCCAGAAACGCGUCGGACGACUCCGCUAUAGAGGGACUGAGGUUCACCGGGAACACCCCUCCGCAGGGCGAACUAUCUAUUAACACCCUAUCGACCUUGACCAGUAUACCGACUAUACCUCCCACUUUAUCAACCACCGGCGUCAGCCAAGAUGCGCCAUCCUCCGGCACCAAGGGGACUAGACGCAGCGCUAGACUUGUCCAGUAA
Aspergillus nomiae NRRL 13137 is the source of this 1230-nucleotide messenger RNA. RefSeq lists its product as uncharacterized. The transcript has 4 exons. Lineage: Eukaryota; Fungi; Ascomycota; Eurotiomycetes; Eurotiales; Aspergillaceae. The coding region runs from base 1 to 1230 and encodes 409 amino acids. The record is from RefSeq and is a predicted model, not a curated record.